Messenger RNA from Pseudopipra pipra, 1010 nucleotides. RefSeq names its product MARCKS like 1 (gene MARCKSL1). Gene Ontology annotation, molecular function: calmodulin binding; actin filament binding. Lineage: Eukaryota; Metazoa; Chordata; Aves; Passeriformes; Pipridae. The transcript is spliced from 2 exons. The record is from RefSeq and is a predicted model, not a curated record. Gene Ontology annotation, biological process: central nervous system development; actin filament organization. The coding region runs from base 69 to 755 and encodes 228 amino acids. Gene Ontology annotation, cellular component: plasma membrane; cytoplasm.
GGGGCUCGCCCCACUCCCGCCCAGCGCAGCCGCCGCGGCGGGGCCGGCAGCACCCGACGGGCCGCACCAUGGGCAGCCAGGGCUCCAAGGCGGCGGGCGGAGAGCCCGACACCGCCAAGGCCAACGGGCAGGAGAACGGCCACGUGAUCUACAACGGGGACAUGACGCCCAAGGUGGGGGUCGAGGUGUCCCCCCAGAACGGGAACGGCUCGGCUGAACCCCCCAAGGAGGAGAGCGAGGGCGAGCCGGGCGGGGGGGACGCCAUCGAGCCCGCCCCCCCCGCCGACGGGGGGGACCCCAAACCCGAAGAAGGGGCCGCGGCCCCCAAGGAGGCCCCCAAGAAGAAGAAGAAGUUCUCGUUCAAGAAAUCCUUCAAGCUGAGCGGGAUCUCCUUUCGGAAGAACAAGAAGGAAGCCGGGGACUCCUCUGGCUCCUCUCCCACGGAGGAGCAGCAGGGCAAGGGCGAGGAGAGCCCCGCGGGGGGGGUGCAGCCCUCGGCUCCCCCCGAGGAGGGGUCGGCGGAGGAGCAGGGGGGCCCCGGGGAGGGCAGCGAGGGAGCUGAGCCCAAGGGGCAGGAGGGGGAAGCCGGCGGGAGCAAGGAGAAGAAGGAGGAGGAGGAGGAGAAAGAGAAGCAGCAGCAGCAGCAGCCGGCGGGGGAGAGCCAAGGAGACGCAGCCAAACCCGAGGAGCCCUCGAAAGCCGCGGGGGCCGAGCCCACAACAAGCCCCGCGGCGGUGGAGCAGAAGGAAGAGUAGAUUCCACUUGGCAUCGUCCUCACUGGAGACUCUCACGCCGUCCUCUCCAUCCUGGAACACCACGGACUCGCCCACACCCCCCCCCCAGCCCACCUAGAACUGACACCACUCCCCAGACCCCACACGCCCCCCUCGAGGUAUCUCUUCCCCUCCUCCCCUCCUUUUUCCCCCGGUAGAAAAAGCUGGUUUGGAUUCCCACACCACUGCCACCACUUGGAGUAGUUUUACCUGAAUCCUUUAAAAAAAAAACAGAAC